This is a messenger RNA of Dichotomopilus funicola, 393 nucleotides long. RefSeq lists its product as uncharacterized. The transcript has 3 exons. Lineage: Eukaryota; Fungi; Ascomycota; Sordariomycetes; Sordariales; Chaetomiaceae. Bases 1 to 393 code for a protein of 130 amino acids. The record is from RefSeq and is a predicted model, not a curated record.
AUGUCUUCAUCGGCAGCCAUGAACAAAUACUGGAUACCCCACCUGGACAUUCACAAGAAGGUCAUCACCCAGGAGCUGCAAUACUACCUCGGACCGGAAGCGACAGUGAGGUCGUUCACUCGUGAGGGCGAGGAUGGAUUCUUGAUCACGACACCAGGGCCUUGUCUGACAGAUGAGCAAAUAGACGACAUCUGUGUCAAGUCCAAGGAGAUGUGGGAGAAGCGGGCCGCAGCGAGGGCAUCAUCCGGCACCUCCAACAAGGUCCUCAAGCGGCCACUACACCAGCCCGUCGUCAUGUCGACGACCGGCACGGGUGACUCGACAAGACGGAGGAGAGACAGCCGAAGGAGGAACGAGUCUAGGAGUCAACGCGAAGAGCGGCGCAGAACCUGA